Messenger RNA from Psilocybe cubensis, 690 nucleotides. RefSeq lists its product as uncharacterized. Gene Ontology annotation, molecular function: proton-transporting ATPase activity, rotational mechanism. The coding region runs from base 1 to 690 and encodes 229 amino acids. The record is from RefSeq and is a predicted model, not a curated record. Gene Ontology annotation, cellular component: proton-transporting V-type ATPase, V0 domain. Lineage: Eukaryota; Fungi; Basidiomycota; Agaricomycetes; Agaricales; Agrocybaceae. The transcript is spliced from 6 exons. Gene Ontology annotation, biological process: proton transmembrane transport.
AUGGGCUAUUAUUCCUCAUAUUACUCGUAUGGAUUGCCUACCUUCAUAAUCAUUUUUAUAGCACUCUAUUUGCUAUUCACAGGUCUUGUCGUUCGACUAUAUGCGUUGAAAUGCUCUGGAGAAGCAUUCAAUGUCGGUCGUUUCCUCGAAGAAUCUAGCCCAUACGCAUGGGCGACAACAGGCAUUGGCCUUUGCAUUGGCAUGAGUGUUCUUGGUGCCGGAUGGGGAAUCUUUAUUACAGGGUCAUCACUACUGGGUGGAGGUGUACGAGCACCUCGAAUUACAACCAAAAAUCUGAUCAGCAUUAUCUUCUGCGAAGUUGUCGCCAUUUACGGAGUCAUCAUUGGUAUUGUGUACUCUGCCAAAUUGACGGCUAUCCCAUCCGAGCUGCUCUUCACUCCUGAAAAUUACUUCACUGGAUUUGCCAUUUUCUGGGGCGGUCUGACUGUUGGGGCUUGCAAUAUGUUAUGCGGUAUCUGCGUAGGCAUCACUGGAGCGACGGCUGCCCUUGCAGAUGCAGCAGACCCUGAUUUGUUCGUCAAAAUUCUGAUUGUGGAAGUCUUUGGCAGUAUUUUGGGACUUUUCGGGCUAAUUGUUGGCUUGAUCAUGGUGGGCUCAACAGGUGACUUCAAAGCUGCGCCUGGCGUCGCUGCGGCGGCGCAGGCUGUUGUCUCUCCAUUUGUUCACUAG